AUGGCAGGGUCUGGCAAUGCUUUGGUGCUCUACAUCCUGGUCUGCUGCCUGUGCCAAGGUGCUGCAAACAUCAAGUGCUCAGGGCGCGUCUGGGUCGACCCCGCGCCCGUAGUGCAGAUGGGCUCCAACAUCUCCAUCAACUGCCUCUCCACCCUCGGCUGCCCCUCAGCCAAGUUCAUCAUCCUCCUCAACUACAACCGCACUGAGGGUCCCCUGCACCCCCUCAACAGCAGCUCCGUCCAGCUCCGGCUGCGCGAUUUCCGGCUGCCCUUCGGGGCCAUCGUCUGCUUUGCCCGCUGCCCCAACAGCGGGAGGGACCAGCUGGUGUGUGGCACUGAGGUCCGGGCCGGCUACCCUCCAGACCCCCCCAGCAACCUGAGCUGUGUCAUUGCCGAGGGCUCGGAGCACCUGGAGUGCAGGUGGGAUGCAGGGAGGCCGCCCCACCUGCUCACCCACCACACCCUCCACCUGCGCAGCACGUUGUUUUCAGAGGAGAAGGUGUUUCCUGCAGACUCACCAGUGCCCCUGAGUGCGCUGUGCAACAGGAGCCACUAUUCGGUGUGGGUGCAGGCCAGGAAUGCAGUGGGCACUGCCCACUCGGCCCCACAGCUCCUCAGCCUGCAGGACAUUGUAAUCCCCACUCUGCCCCUGGUCACUGGUGCUGAGACAACAGAGGCAUCCUCUCCCACCACCACGAUCCACUGGAGCCGUCAGACACAGCUGGAGAACGUGCACUGCGAAGAGCGACACCAAGCCAAGGGCACUCCAGCAUGGCAUGUGGAGGUGUGGGACAGUGCAGCACAGGAUGGGCCCCGCUGGCAGCACAACCUGCAGAGUGACACCCAGUACCUGUUCCAGGUCAGGUGCAGGCUCAGCAUCCCCAACAGUCCCUGGAGUGCCUGGAGCCCCCCCUUUCUCUACACCACCCCGGAGGCAGCCCCCGCCGCGGCUCCCGACGUCUGGCGGCGCCUGGGCCCGGCGUUCCCCGACGGCAGCCGCGAGGUGACGGUCUUGAUCAAGCCGCUGCCCCCCCGGGACGCCCGCGGCAGGAUCCUGGGCUAUGCCGUGGCUGCCGAGACCCCCGGAGGAAUGCUGGUCCUCUGCAACACCUCCAGCACGGAGUGCGAUAUCACGGUGCAACCGGGAACCCACACCCUCCUCAUCACUGCUCACAACUCCAAGGGGGCUUCCAGCCCCACCAGCAUCACCCUUGGCCAGGGUGCCAGCAGCCAGGAAGAAUUCCCAGCACCAGUGGCUCUGGAGGUCAAGCCUGACAACCAGAGCAGAGUCUUGGUUCACUGGCAGCCCCCCCUGCACAGUAAGAGCCCCCCACUCUGGUUCAUAGUGGAGUGGGUUUCUACCUCCCAGUAUCACCAGGAGGAGCACUAUUUUUGGAAGAAAGUCCCAUCCCAGGAAACACACACAUACAUCCAAGAGGAGGCAGCAGCUGGGUUUCGCAUCAAUGUGUCGGUGUACGCGGUCUACACCGGCGGAGUCAGCAAACCCAGCUCUGGCAAAGUCCCUCCAGAGGAGCCGCUCCUGGGCAGCAUCUACAGUGAGAAUCCCCAUGAUGAUGACAUCAGAGUUUUCCUGGGACUGGGCAUCAGCAUGGUCAUAUUAUCAGUUGGUUUUGCAAUUCUGAUGUUUAAAAAAUCAGUCAGAAAAAGUAUUAAAGUCACCACUGUGCAGCUUUUGCCAAAAUGGCUGUUUGAAGAGUUUCCCCACAUGGAAAACAGCAACGUGGUGAAGUCCCUCCAGACCAAGAGUGAUUUAAUGAGUGACAGUUUCCAGGAUCCACUCCUGGACACCAGCGACCCCACAGUUAUGGAAGUCGAGGAGGUGCCGGCGCAUGAGGCACACGAGAGUGUGGCCACCCCAAGGAAGCCCAGCAGAGAGGUCACUGAGGAUGGGGAGAACCCAGGGGCCGUGGCUCCUGCCAGCACCACAAUCCUGGAGCAUAUCAGUGACUACAAACCCCAGAUAUCCAAUGGGAACACACUGGGAUACAUCGCUGCCAACAUUUACCAGACGCAGCCCCCCCCAGUCCUCCCAGAACCAGAGAUGAGCAUCUUUGGAGACUACACGAGCCCCGUUCCACACUUGUGGGAUGGGGAGGGAGGGGCACCCCAAGUCUGUCUGCUGGAGAAGAUCAACCUCAUCCUAAACAACAGUCGGAGCGGGCAAAGCCAGAUGUUUGUCUCAGCCCAGGGGGGACACGCGUCCCUCCCAGAGAACCAGUGGGGACAGAGGCUGCCCAGCCAUGACCAAGAGCAAAUGCUGGUCCCCAAGGAGCUACUCUCCUGCCUCAGAUCCAUGAACAGGGAGUCAGUGGAUAUAAAGCCCUACUUUCCACAAAGCAUUGGAGGGUUAUUUUGAGAGGAAUUGUAAUUGUGGUUAAAACCCCAUAAGUGGUGACCAAGGCAGGUAUCAGAUAUUUGAGAUCACCAACAGCAGAGCUGGAGCAAAACCCCCAGUCAGAAAUUUGCCCUCUUGCUCACUACAAGUUCUUGUGGCUGCCUGGAAAACUUGGGCCAGUAAAUCACAAUUUUAAACUUAUCUUGUAUUGACACAAGCAAAAAAACUGUAAAACCUGGAUUCCUGUAGGAACUGAAAUGCCAAGCAGGUGAUUCUUGCAAGGUGCAAUGUGUUUUAAUUAUUAUUCAACAUCCUUCU
Messenger RNA from Manacus vitellinus (golden-collared manakin), 2673 nucleotides. RefSeq names its product interleukin 23 receptor (gene IL23R). Gene Ontology annotation, biological process: cytokine-mediated signaling pathway. Gene Ontology annotation, molecular function: cytokine receptor activity; protein binding. NCBI's taxonomy places the organism in Eukaryota, Metazoa, Chordata, Aves, Passeriformes, Pipridae. The transcript is spliced from 15 exons. The coding region runs from base 1 to 2376 and encodes 791 amino acids. Gene Ontology annotation, cellular component: external side of plasma membrane; membrane. The record is from RefSeq and is a predicted model, not a curated record.